UGUGGGCCCGGGCCGGCCAGGAGGAGAGCGAGGCGGGUGACCGCCCAAGAGAAGCUGGGGGGCUUUAGCGGGCAGGGGGCGAGGGGAAGGCCAGGACCAGGCCCCGGGCGAGGGGCAGCCGGGGAUGCAGCCCCCCUCCUCUCUGCUGCUGCUCCUGAUGCUGCUGUUCCCGCUCCCGCCCAUGGCCAGGGGAUCCCGCUGUGGGAGUCUGCCCGAACCCUGUGCCAACGGGGCCAGCUGUGUGACGCCACCUCAGGGGGUCGCCUUCUGUCAGUGUAUGCCCGGCUUCGUGGGCGAGAGCUGCCAGUUCCCAGGACCUUGCCAGGUAGAUGGGCACUGCAAGAAUGGGGGGACCUGCCUCCCGCUCCUCUCCGAUCCUUCCCCGGCCUUUGGCACCCUCCGCCUCCCUGGCUUCUCCUGCUCCUGCCUGCCCGGUUUUACUGGGGAACAGUGCCAGGCCCGCUUGGGAGACCCCUGUCUGCCCUCCCCCUGCCACCAUGGAGGCCGCUGCCUCGCCCAGCCCUCCGGCCCGCCCCGCUGCCAAUGUCUGCCCGGAUGGACAGGGGAGCGGUGCCAGGUUCGAGACUUCUGCCAAGCCAACCCGUGCGCCCACGGCGGGGUGUGCCUGGCCACGUACCCGCACAUCGUGUGCCGCUGUCCCCCCGGCUUCGAGGGUCACACGUGCCAGCACGACAUCAACGAGUGCUUCCGGGCCCCGGGGCUCUGCCCGGCGGGCACCUCCUGCCACAACACGCUCGGCUCCUACCAGUGCCUGUGCCCGCCGGGCCGGGCCGGUCCCCGCUGUCAGCUCUGGGCCGGGCCCUGCCUACCGGUCAGCUGCCGCCACGGGGGCAUCUGCCAGCCAGCCCUGGAGGGGACCUUCCAUCUCUGCCUCUGCCCCCUAGGUUUCACUGGCCCUGAGUGCGAGGUCAACCCAGACGACUGCGUGGGGCACCGGUGCCAGAAUGGGGCCACCUGUCAGGAUGGGCACGGCACCUAUAGCUGUCUCUGCCCCGAGGGCUGGACGGGCCGGGACUGCUCCCAGGACGUGGAUGAGUGUGAGUCGCCGGGGGGCCCGUCGCCAGGAUCCCCGCGCUGCCAGAACGGGGGCACGUGCGGGAAUGUCCCCGGCAGCUUCCGCUGUGCAUGCGUGAACGGCUGGGCGGGGGCCACCUGCGCGGACAACGUGGACGACUGCUCGGCCGCCACCUGCGCCCCGGGGGCCACCUGCCUCGACGGCAUCGCCACCUUCACCUGCCUCUGCCCCCCCGGCCUCACAGGCCUUCUGUGCCACCUGCCGGACGUGUGUCUGAGCCAGCCCUGCCACCCGGAUGCCCAGUGCAGUACCAACCCCGUCACGGGCACCAGACACUGCCAGUGCCAACCUGGCUACUCCGGACCCACCUGCCAUGAGGACCUGGACGAGUGCCAGAUGGGCCCCAGCCCCUGUGAGCACGCGGGCUCCUGCCUCAACACCCCCGGCUCUUUCCGCUGCCUGUGCCCGCCGGGUUACACGGGCUCCCGGUGCGAAGUGGACGCGGACGAGUGCCUGUCCCAGCCCUGCAGGCCGGGGGCGUCCUGCAUCGAUCUGCUCGCCCGCUUCCACUGCCUCUGCCCGCCUGGCUUCUCUGGCAUCCUGUGCGAGGAAGAUGUGGACCAGUGUGCCAGCAGUCCCUGUGCCCACGGCGGGCAAUGCCAGGACCGGCCUGGAGGCUUCCAUUGCCAGUGUCCCCCCGGCUUCGAGGGACCACGGUGCCAGACGGAGGUGGAUGAGUGCGAGAGUCAGCCCUGCGUCCAGGGAGCCAGCUGCCUCAAUCUCCCCGGCUCCUUCUCCUGCCUCUGCCCCCCUGGGCUCACAGGCCGACUCUGCGAGCUGCCGCUCUGUCUCCCGUGCCCCCCGGAACCGGAGUGCCCCACAGCCAUGGCUGGAGAGGGCCGCUGCCCCCACCAGCGGGAAAACUGUACCUGCCAGCACGGCCAGUGCCAGGGGUCCAGAUGUGUGUGUGACGUAGGGUGGACGGGGUCCAGCUGCAAGGAGAAGGUGGACAGCUGCCUGUCCGACCCCUGUGCCCACGGGGGCACCUGCCGGACCCUGGCCUACGGCUUCAACUGCACCUGCCCCGCCGGCUACACAGGCCUCACCUGCAGUGAGGAAGAAGAGGAAUCUGAGUGUCCCUGCCUAAAUGGGGGCUCCUGCAGCCCAGUUCCCGGCGGGUAUUCCUGCAUUUGCCCCUCUAACUACACCGGACCCCGCUGCCAGGCCGGAAUCAAUCACUGCACCUCCAUUCUCUGUGCCAAUAGAGGCACCUGUGUGGAAAGACCCGGGGCCUUCACCUGCCUCUGCUCCCCGGGGUUCCAGGGGACCUUCUGUGAGGAGAAAGUCUUCCCCAGCUGUGCUGAGCGCUCCUGUCAGAACGGGGGGACCUGUCAGGACAGCCCCGGGGGAGCUCAGUGCCUCUGCCCCCAGGGGUACACAGGUGGUCACUGCCAGACCCUGUUGGACCUGUGCGCCCAUGCUCAGUGCCAGAACGGGGCCCGCUGCCUCCAGACGGGCCCUUCCUUCCUCUGCCUGUGCCCGAGAGGCUGGGCCGGGCCCCGCUGCGACAUCCCCUCCUCUCCGUGUCGGGCCGCUGCCCUCGAGCGAGGUGUGGAAAUGUCAGCCCUGUGCCAAAACGGGGGGGUCUGCAUCGACCGCAGCUCCUCCUACGCCUGCCAGUGUCCCCCCGGAUUCCGGGGCACCUUUUGCCAGGAGGAGGUGGACGAGUGUCAAUCUGGGCCCUGUAGGCACGGGGCCACCUGUGUGGACCGGCCCAAUGGGUACUCCUGCCAGUGUGCCCCUGGUUUCCGCGGCCCCAACUGCUCCGACGAGGUGGAUGACUGUAGAUCCCAGCCCUGCCAAAACCUCGGAACUUGCACCAAUCUCGCCGACGGCUACCUGUGCUCCUGCCCACCGGGCACUCACGGGAGCCGCUGUGAGUCCCUCAUCGACGUCUGUCUGAGCCAGCCGUGCCCCCGAGGGGGAACCUGCACCCCCACUCCCGGAAGCCCCCCCGGUUUCACCUGCCAAUGUCCCCCUGGCUCGGAGGGUCCCAGCUGCCUCCCGUCGGUCUCCCUGCCGUGCGGCCCUCACCGCUGCCACCACGGGGGCCUGUGCGUUCCGCUGCCCCCGCCCCCCGCCCCCGCCCCGGCUCCCCGCUGCGUCUGUCCCGACGGCUUCGGGGGUCCCGACUGCCUGACGCCCCCGUCCCCCCGGGGCUGCGGCCCCCCGUCCCCCUGCCUGCACAACGGCUCCUGCGCCCAGACCGCGGGAGGCUUCCGCUGCUUCUGCCCCGAGGGAUACCCGGGCCCCCGCUGCCAGGGCCCCGGCGGGGCCUGCCGGGGCCGGGCGGGGGACGGGACCUGCGACGCAGCCUGCAGCGGGAGGCUCGGUGGCUGGGACGGCGGCGACUGCUCCCUGGGGGUCCCGGACCCCUGGCGGGGCUGCCCCCCCGAGGCCCGGUGCUGGGCGCUCUUCCGCGACGGGCACUGCCAUCCCCAGUGCGCCUCGGAGGAGUGUCUGUUCGACGGCUACGACUGCGAGACGCCUCCGGCCUGCACCCCAGCCUACGACCGGUACUGCCAGGACCACUUCGCCAACGACCACUGCGAGCGGGGCUGCGACUCGGCUGAAUGCGGCUGGGACGGUGGGGACUGUGGCGGGCAGCGGGCGGGGGGCCUGGACGCCCCCUCCCUGGCCCUGCUGGUGGUCCUGCCCCCCCGCCGGCUGCCCGCCCUGGCCCGGGCCCUGGCCCUGGCCCUCCGGGUGGGGCUGUGGGUGCGGAGGGACCCCGAGGGCGGGGAGAUGGUGUACCCCUACCCGGGACCCCGGGCCGAAGACGAGCUCGGGGGCUCGGGGGCCGGGGGGCCCACCCGCGCCCCCCGCCGGGAGAAGGCGACCCCCAGCGCCCCACCCCCCGGAGAGGAGGCGGAAGGCCUCACUGCAGGGUUCGUGGUCAUCCUGGGAGUGGAUUCGUCCCGCUGCGGCCCGGCCCUGCCGGCCCCCCGCUGCCCCCGGGACCCCAGCGUCCUGCUCCGCUUCCUGGCCGCCCUGGCCGCCGUGGGGGCCCUGGACACCCUGCUCCCGGGGCCCCUGCUCGCCGCCCGAGCCCGGGGGGCUGCAGGACCCAUAUCCCCGCGCGUGUCCUGGCCGCUGGUCUGCUCUCCCCUGGCCGCCGGGCUCCUCCUGGCCCUGGGCUGCCUCUUGGUCGUGCACCUGGCCCGGCGGCGGGAGCACGGGGCCCUGUGGCUGCCCCCCGGCUUCAGCCGCCGCCCCCGGCCCCGGCCCGCCGCCCCCCGCCGACGCCGAUGCCCCCCGUUGGGCGAGGACAGCAUCGGCCUCAAGCCCCUGAAGUCGGAGACGGAAGGCCACGAGGACGAGGCCAUGGAGGUUCCGGGCCUCGGAGACGUGCGGGAGGAAGUGGGGGGCCCGGGCUCCGAACGCCGGUUCUGGCCGCUCUGUGGUGGGGGGCGUGUGCCUCAGGCUGAGGUGCCAACUCCUCCUCGGGAACCAGAGAUGCCGGACGUGGAUUCCCAAGGCCCAGAUGGCGUCACCCCGCUGAUGUCUGCGGUGUGCUGCGGGGGAGCGGAGGCCGAGGGGCCGGGCCCCGGGCCCGGCGGGGCGGGGGGCCCGUGGGAGCCCCUGCUCUGCAGGGGGGCCAGCCCCCAGACCCACACGGUGGGAUCGGGGGAGACCCCCCUGCACCUGGCCGCCCGUUUCUCCCGCCCGUCCGCGGCCCGCCGCCUCCUGGAGGCCGGAGCCGACCCCAACCGGCCCGACCGAGCCGGCCGCACGCCCCUGCACGCGGCCGUGGCCGCCGACGCCCGCGAGGUCUGUCAGAUCCUGCUGCGGAACCGAGAGACGGCGGUGGACCCUCGGAUGGAGGAUGGGACCACGCCCCUCAUGCUGGCGGCCCGCCUGGCGGUGGAGGACCUGGUGGAGGAGCUCAUCCAGGCGCAGGCCGACGUGGGGGCCCGGGACAACAGGGGGAAGACAGCUCUACAUUGGGCCGCAGCGGUGAACAACUCCCUGGCAGCUCGAGCCCUCAUCCAGGCCGGAGCCGACAAAAACGCCCAAGACAGCAGGGACCAGACGCCGCUGUUCCUGGCGGCCCGCGAGGGGGCGCUGGAGGCGGCGAGGCUGCUGCUGGGGGCCGGGGCGGCCCGGGGCCUGCGCGACCAGACGGGGCUGGGGGCCCAAGACAUCGCGCGCCAGCGCCGGCACUGGGACCUGCUGGCCCUGCUCGACCCGCCCCGCCCACUGGAGCCGGGGGGCGGGGCCGGCCGCCGGCCGUCAGCGGGCAUGCGCGGGGCCCGCUCGGCCCCGCCCCCCUCGGGCGCCGGAGGGGCCCGGCGCGCGGCCGGCGGCCCAGAGUAA
This is a messenger RNA of Ornithorhynchus anatinus (platypus), 5413 nucleotides long. It is a transcript of the gene NOTCH4, whose product is annotated as notch receptor 4. Gene Ontology annotation, biological process: regulation of developmental process; Notch signaling pathway; regulation of DNA-templated transcription. The coding region runs from base 125 to 5413 and encodes 1762 amino acids. The record is from RefSeq and is a predicted model, not a curated record. Gene Ontology annotation, molecular function: signaling receptor activity; calcium ion binding; Notch binding. NCBI's taxonomy places the organism in Eukaryota, Metazoa, Chordata, Mammalia, Monotremata, Ornithorhynchidae. Gene Ontology annotation, cellular component: membrane. The transcript is spliced from 30 exons.